AGUCUCCAGACCCGAAGCGCCGAGCCUGGUCGUGAAUAGCACAGAUAAGCAGUUCGAAGCAGUAUGAAUACACAUGGUCUACUAUUGCUCAAAGCUGAUGUAUCGACAGCUGCUGCGUUCACGAAACGUCAAUGGUAUUUGCCACUUGCCCAACGAGAAUUGGGACAAGACUCUGGUGGCCCGCCGCCGCACGCUCACACACGCGGCGCGCAUCACCGAGACGCCUGAUGGGCAGAAAGCCAUUGUUCCAUGCAAAACCUGCGCCCACAACGGCACCGAGUGCCUCGUAUACACGGCCGAUGCUGCUGAGAAAUUCAUCAGGUCCUAUCCUAGCAAUCAUUGGUACAAAAAAAAUACCAUUUUAUUUCGGAAAGCAGCUGUCGACAAAUGUGCUGCGUGUUUCAUCGGCGACGGCAAGUCCGCUUACACGACAAGGAAUGCAAAGCUUGAGGCCGAGCCUGUCGGCGACAAUGUCAAUUAAACCCGCGAAGGCGAGGGAAUUUUCUCGGACUGGUCACACGGAUAUCUAUAUAGGCCGAUCGCAGUGUAUUGCUGGAGUACUGAACAGCCCCGGAUUCAUGAUCUUCCCGACAAGUUCGAAUCUCCUUGUCGACUUCUCAUUGCUCGUUUGCACCUCCUGGAACCUCCUAAGACUCAGCCUCGGGUAUUUUGUUUGUCUCGGCUUCGUAGAGCUGUUGUUCGUUUUCUUUGAACGAACGUCCGCCACGAUCAGAAUCGAUCUACUUGUUGAUCAAGAUAAGUAGUGGGAUCCGUAAAGGAGCGCUUACUAUGAGGGUCAAUUUGUUUCCCUCAAAUAGACGUAAGCGCAUGUCUCAUUGAGCUCUCAAGUGUCGCUUAUGUCGGGUAUGAUGAAACAUGAUAGUCAGGGACAUAAUAGCACAAAUUCAUGAAAUUCAUUUCUAUCAUGUUCAUCUAUCUAACGCAAGCAGCGAUGCCCACUGCGCGGCUCUCGCCGUCGCCAUCCUGCAGAUUUAUCAUAAAACGAAAAAUGC
Molecule: messenger RNA, 1013 nt
Organism: Dissoconium aciculare CBS 342.82
Lineage: Eukaryota; Fungi; Ascomycota; Dothideomycetes; Mycosphaerellales; Dissoconiaceae
Exons: 1
Coding region: 132-764 (210 amino acids)
Source: RefSeq, a predicted model, not a curated record